AUAAUCUUAAUUGUUACAGCAUUCUUGAUAUGGCGCACGUUAUCCCAUUUAAUAACUGAUGUGUUUUGGAUUAAUCUCCGUACAUAUAUAAAUAGACACCGUUUCUCAGCGACUUAUUCAAACAUGACAACAUCAAAUAAUUUAUGGAUCACUAUGCAAAUUUUAUAUAAUAAAAUAUACUCAAAAGAUUUCCUCCAUCCUAAUUUAAAAAAAGGCGUAAUAACUAAUUGGAAAACAAAAAAAUAUUAUUUUGUUCUAUAUGUGACACAACAACGUUCUUUAAACACGGUUGGUUGGGAAAUAAAAUACAUUCGAUCUCCUUACCUAUCAGUUAAUGAUAAAACAAAAAUUUGGAUACAUGUAACAUAUAUGUUGCAACGAGAUAUUAGUUUUGACAAGAAUAAGCAUUCUUUUUGGCUAACCUUGGAUGUACCAAGUAUGACAUUUUUAGACGGUGGCUCUAACAUAACUAAUUGGAUAAUAGUCAAUAUACAACUAACUGGAUACUAUCGCGUCAAUUAUGAUGUUGGAAACUGGCAACAGCUUAUGCGAUACUUAAACUCUGAAGAUUAUAACAAAAUACAUAUUCUCAAUCGUGCUCAAAUCAUCGAUGACGCGUUUUACUUCUUUGUACAAAAACAACUCAGAUACAACUUGUUUUGGAAUCUUACAAACUUCGUAAUACGAGACACUAAUUUUGUUACAUGGUAUCCUAUGAUUAAAGUUUUCGAAUCCUUUACUUAUAUGUUUCCACUUGAAUAUGGUAAUUUGAUAAUGGAAGCAAUGAAAAACAGAAUAGAUGGACUUCUUACAAAAAUAGGAUACUUUGACAAACCAACAGACCAUACUCUCACUAUAUAUUUAAGACAAGAAGCUGUAAAAUGGGCAUGUAUUCUUGGUAUUUCUGAGUGCCGAAGAAAUGCUGCUUCGAAAUUAUUAGAAGAGUUUAAAUAUUCUGAAGACAACUCAAAUUCGAUGGAGAUAAAACGAACAUACUGUCAUAAUUUAAUACCAAUGAACCACACUAUUUGGAACGAGAUAUGGAAGAAAUGGAAUGCAACGUUUGAUGAAAGAUUUUUAGAAUACCUAUCUUGCUCUGAAGAUCUUGCUAUCAUUCGCCAUUAUUUAACGGAAUUAAUACAGCGCAAAGCUCAAUCCGAAUAUGUUAAUGCAUUUUUUUUUAGUGUUGCAAAACAUGCAAAAAAGUUGAACUGUAUAAUUUUAUUUUCAAUAUUGUUAAAGAAGUUACUUUCGAUUCAAAUAGGAGAAGUGACAUCAUUGCAACAUUUAUUGUAAUUAUUACGCAUGUGCACGAGCAAGAGCACAUAAGCGAGUUAACCAAAUAUUCAUCGAAAACGCAAAAUAAAAUAACAAAAUAUGUUGAGAAAAAAAUAAGGAAACGAAAAUUGGAAUACGCAAAACUAUCCAACAACUACGGGUAUUAUUUAAGUAGCAAGAAAUAAAUAGCGAAACAUUUGAGUCAAUGGAAGACUCACUUCACUGUUUCUCAUACACAAUCAUGUAUCGAUAAUUGUUAUAAUCUCUUUCCUCGAAUUUGUUAAACAAUAUCUAUGCAUUUAAAAUUAUUUAAUUUUUAUUCUUAAUUAUUUUUAAUACCCUCAUAUUAUUCUUAUUACUAAUGCUAUAAAUUUUGAAUAACGCAGAUAUUUGCAUUCUUUGAUGAGUAAUAAAAAGAAUUACGUUAGUGACAAAAACAAUCAUCGUUUAAAAUACGUAUACAAAGGACAUAAACGGACAUCUGACAGCGAUAAAAUAGUCCAUUUUCAUUAUAGAAUUUGAUUUUAUAAUACAUAAGAUUGUAUUUGUAUUAUAUUGUAAAAACUAACACAUUCUACGCUCUCAGUCAAUAAAGACGUUG
Molecule: messenger RNA, 1879 nt
Organism: Linepithema humile (Argentine ant)
Lineage: Eukaryota; Metazoa; Arthropoda; Insecta; Hymenoptera; Formicidae
Source: RefSeq, a predicted model, not a curated record